GUGGGCGGGGCCGGCCGGAGCGGCUCGCGGGACGCCGAGCGGCUGAGUGGCAGAGUGCAGCCUGCCUGGAACCCUGGCGGCAGGCCCCCCGGGAUGAUCUGGGCAUGGCCUCUGGAGCCCCAGAGCAGAGCAGCCAGAUGGCAGAGGAGACCCCCAGCUUCCUGGACGAGUUUCUCCGCAACUUCCCAGCCCCACUGAGCGCAGAGAGCCCUUUGCCAUGGAAGAUCCCAGGGACGGUGCUGAGCCAGGAGGAGGUGGAGGGCGAGCUGGCCGAGUUGGCAGUGGGCUUCCUGAGCAGCAGGAACGCUCCGCCGCCACUUGCUGCAUCUCUGGCCCACGAAGCCGUUUCCCAGCUGCUGCAGACAGACCUUUCCGAAUUCAGGAAGCUGCCCAGGCAGGAGGAGGAGGACAGCGAGGAAGUGGAGGAGGAGAAGGCCCCCGUGACCUUGCUGGAUGCCAAGGGCCUGGCGCUGAGCUUCUUCAACCGGUUCUGGGACGUCUGCAGCCAGUGGCAGAAGCAGGUGCCCUCGACUGCCCGGGCUCCACAGCGGCAGUGGCUGGUCUCCAUUCACGCCAUCCGGAACACUCGCCGCAGGAUGGAGGACCGGCAUGUGUGCCUUCCUGCCUUCAACCAGCUCUUUGGCCUGUCCGACCCCGUGGAUCGCGCCUACUUUGCAGUGUUUGACGGCCACGGAGGAGUGGAUGCCGCGAGGUAUGCCGCUGUGCACGUACACGCCAAUGCUGCUCGCCAGCCGGAGCUGCCCACACGCCCCGAGGGAGCCCUCAGAGAAGCUUUCCGGCGCACCGAUGAGAUGUUCCUCUGGAAAGCCAAGCGGGAGCGGCUGCAAAGUGGAACCACAGGCGUGUGUGCACUCAUCGCGGGAAAGACCCUGCACAUCGCCUGGCUGGGGGACUCCCAGGUCGUCCUGGUGCAGCAGGGACAGGUGGUGAAGAUGAUGGAGCCGCAUAAACCCGAGCGACAGUGCCGGGUGCCCGGCCCGUGGAGCGCCGAGGCCCCCACUCUGGCUGUCUUCCGCAGGACGAGAAGGAGCGCAUCGAAGCGCUGGGCGGCUUCGUGUCUUACAUGGACUGCUGGAGAGUCAACGGGACCCUGGCCGUCUCCAGAGCCAUCGGGGAUGUCUUCCAGAAGCCCUACGUGUCUGGAGAGGCAGACGUGGCCUCCCGGGAGCUUACCGGCUCGGAGGACUACCUGCUGCUGGCCUGUGAUGGCUUCUUUGAUGUCGUCUCCCACCAGGAGGUGGCCGGCCUUGUGCAAAGCCACCUGGCCAGGCAGCGGGGCAGCGGGCUGCACGUCGCCGAGGAGCUGGUGGCCGCAGCCAGGGAGCGGGGCUCCCGUGACAACAUCACGGUCAUGGUGGUCUUCCUCAGGGACCCCCGAGACCUGCUGGAGGGGUGGGCCCAGGGGGCCGGGGAAUCCCAGGCCGACAGGAGAAGCCAGGACUUGCCCUCUGCCCUCUCAGAGCCAGAGAACAACACGCCAUGGAGAAGCUAGGAGGCCCAGGGCCCCGGGGUCCCCACCCUAUGACCCUAUGACCCUUCCCCUCAGGUGCCUAAGGACCCAAUAGGCAGGGGUGGGCAGGCGGCACCACCCAAGCAGUGCUUUUCCCUGGGAUCCCUGAGCCCCUGUGCUGCUUGCAUCAGUCCCUCCUGGUGGCUGUGGCACCGCAUGGGGCGUGGGUCUCACACCUUGCUCGUGACAGGCAGUGGGACAGAGGAAGCCUUGCCAGAGAGAAGAUGACCUGGGAACUGGACUGGCUCUUGAUCCCCAGGAGGUGGGGGUGGAACCAGAGGCCGCAGUCACUGGCUGCAGCCCGACCAAAGACACCGGCGUGUGUGCGGGGCAGUGGCGCGCUGCGGGGGGCUCUUGGGCAGACCCAGAGCCGUGGGUCUUUGCAAACACGUCCUGGGCGCCCAGCGCAGGUUUUUUUCUCCAUUCCUCAUAGGCCACAGCUGGGAGGGCUCGCGUCGGCAGACGCACCUGGCUGGGCUCAGCUGGCCAAGCUCGCUUCCCAGACGGGAGAGGAUCUAGGAUUGCAUCUGCAGUGGUCGCCCGCCUGCGCCAAGGCAGCCGGGACAUGUGUGGCCCUGGCCUCACUGGUCCCUCUCGUCCCCCAAAGGGGCAGGGGAAGCUCAGAGAUGCUGCACUCGUCUUUUGUGUUGUUGUUGUUUUCCAGGGAAAAGUCUAAUUCUGAAGCAGUAUUUGCGGUUUUGUCUUUGUUCUGUCAGUGCCAAAGUGACCUGUUGUGUCAAAUAACUUAAGCAGAGCUUAGCAUUUAUUUUAAUCCUUAGAAACUUACGUAUUGGUUGUUGUUGGUUUUUUAGGGGAACCUUCUUUUGCAGUAUUACUGAAUUUUUUUCUUAAAUCAAGAUUGAAAUAAAAACCAUUCCAGGUAGUGUUAAUAAGCCAUUCAAGUGCCUUAAACGGUUUUAGGGAAGGCUAGAUCUGCCGGGCCUAUGAUGAGUUCCAAUAGGCAUGGUUAAGUUUCCACAAGAGCAGGAUUUAUUUUGUUACACAGGGUGGUUUAGGCUAGAAUCCUCCCUGCAGACUUCUUUCUGCCUCUCUGAGAUGUGCCGCCGACAGUCAGCAAGGUGGUUCCUAAGAGCAUGGGCUGUUCCGUGGGGCCCUGAUCCCCACCUUCCUUGGCCCUGCCACUUGGUAUCUGGCUGGACCCUAAGCUGGGGGCCCGAGCUCCGUGAGCAGGCACGCCCUUGCUGCUGUUUGGAAUGUUCCAGAAUGUCUUGUGUGUUGGUAGUUGGAUGGGUUUCAUUCGGUAACACAUUCUUGGAGGCUCUGGCAAGUCUGUGGGUCUGUUUGGAGGCAGCAGGGAUGUGGCUGGGAGUCUGUCCCACCCGCCCAACUGAUGCCCCUCUUCCUGCCAAUAGCUGGCAGCCUCUGCUGCCUUGACUGCCUGUGAGAGAGCUCGCCCGGGUCCCCGACUGCCCUGGGAAGGUGAAGCUCAGGGGACUUCGUUUGCCCACAUCAAGUGGGCGCUACAACUGCUGUGUGGAUUGAAGGUGGCAGGGCUGGGUGAGGGCUCCAGGCAGAGGUCAGGCAAGGGGGAGAUGGGUGUCCGGUGGGAGGACCUGGGCUUGCAGGGGUGGGCAGGGCUGCUGCAGGCAGAGGCUGGCAAGUCUGGGAGGGGCAGUGAGUCGCUUAACUGAGGCUUCAACAGAAGGUUGCCUGGGGGCUGGGGCAGUGGGAGGAAGCUUGGUGCCGGGUCCCCAAGGCCAGGAGUCCUGUAGAGGCCUUCUGAGUCCACCCACAGCUGCAGAGCCCCAGGAAGAUCUGCCUGGGGAGCCCCCUGACCCCAGGGGCAUUGAGGGGAGUCCCGGGGAAGUGGCGGGGAUGAGAGGAUGUUUUAGGGAAGGAGCCAUGGGGCCACCCGCAGGUUCUGAGCUUAUCCCACCCCCGCAGCAGGAUGAAGACGCUAAGGCCAUGCAGCCAAUGCCUCUCUCAGGGCCUCAUGGUAAAAAGCAUCUUAAACAUGGUCACUGCAAUCCGGAGAAUGUUUGGCAGCCAGCAUGACCAUGUGUUACCCCAUUUAACUUGAAGGCCCGCUGUCUUCUGGGGGCCAGAAGCCUCCUCGUCAGCCCCUCCCAGCACAAGGCUGGCAGCAGGCUGGAUGUGGCCCCACCCUCCACUACCAGCCUGGCAUCCUGAGGGCAUGACCUUAAUGGAGGGAGGGAG
Messenger RNA from Myotis myotis, 3709 nucleotides. RefSeq names its product protein phosphatase, Mg2+/Mn2+ dependent 1F (gene PPM1F). Gene Ontology annotation, molecular function: cation binding; protein serine/threonine phosphatase activity. The transcript is spliced from 8 exons. The record is from RefSeq and is a predicted model, not a curated record. Gene Ontology annotation, biological process: protein dephosphorylation; negative regulation of protein kinase activity. Gene Ontology annotation, cellular component: cytosol. The coding region runs from base 105 to 1586 and encodes 493 amino acids. NCBI's taxonomy places the organism in Eukaryota, Metazoa, Chordata, Mammalia, Chiroptera, Vespertilionidae.